Molecule: messenger RNA, 2091 nt
Organism: Meriones unguiculatus (Mongolian gerbil)
Lineage: Eukaryota; Metazoa; Chordata; Mammalia; Rodentia; Muridae
Gene: Lrwd1
Product: leucine rich repeats and WD repeat domain containing 1
Exons: 15
Coding region: 44-1993 (649 amino acids)
Biological process (GO): establishment of protein localization to chromatin; chromatin organization
Cellular component (GO): nuclear origin of replication recognition complex
Molecular function (GO): protein binding; chromatin binding
Source: RefSeq, a predicted model, not a curated record
CAGCCGGCCUUGGUGACCAGACUUCGUGGAGGCGCGGCUUCGGAUGAGUGCGCGGCCACCCAUGGCUCCUCUCACGCCGCAACUGCUUCUGCAACGUGGGCGACCCAAGACCAACAGGCUGGGGAAGAUUCAGAGUCUGAAUCUGUCCGGGCUGGAGCUGCUCUCAAAGCAUUUGGAUCCCAAUCUCCUGGGGCGCCUGAAGAGGCUGAAGGAACUUGACCUCUCAAACAACUUGCUGGAGACGCUGCCUGCCAACCUGGGCCUACCCCAUCUGCGAGUCCUUCGCUGCACCAACAACCAGCUGGGGGAUGUCACCGCCUUGCACCAGUUCGCAGAACUUGAGGAGCUCAAUCUAGAAGGCAACCCCUUCCUGACGGUCAGUGACAACCUGAAAAUCUCCUAUCUCCUGCCCAAACUACGUAAGGUCAAUGGCAAGGACACAGCCUCCACCUGCUCACAGGUGGAGAACAUAGAUCGGGAGCUGACCAACAGGGUCACAGCUCACUGGGAGAAGUUCCUAGCCACCUCCAGCCCUGAAGAGGGAGCUGCCUUCACAAAGUCUGCAGUCAGGGAUGUGUGUUAUGGCCCUGAGUCUCUCAGGGAGUUCACCCAGUGGCGGGUGCGGAUGAUCGCUGAGGAACUGGUAGCCUCAGGUGGGGCCCAGGUGCAGGAGUCGGACAUACCAAAGGAGCCUCCACGGGCUGCAGCUGCCUCCAAGCUCAGGGCCAGAACGGCCUCAAAACGGCCAGAUAACGUUCCAUUCAGCCUUCCUUCCACCAAGCGAGUGCGUGCCUCCCUCCCAGCCCAGACAGAGGGCAGACCUAGGGACUCUGGUGGAGACCAGGCUGCCCUGCACCUGGAACCCCUGCACUUCCUGCAGUGUCAUAGCAGAAACAACAGCCCUAAGGACCUGGAGACCCAGCUGUGGGCCUGUGCCUUUGAGCCGGCCAGGGAAGAGGGGCACUCAGGGGCCACAUCCCAGACGGUGGCCACAUGUGGCGGAGAGACUGUUUGCGUGAUAGACUGCCAGACAGGCCUCGUACUCCAUAAAUACAAGGUACCAGGCGAGGAGUUCUUCUCGGUGGCCUGGACCGCCCUGAUGGUGGCCACCCAGGCAGGCCACAAGAAGCGCUGGAACAUGCUGGCAGCUGCAGGCCUUCGGGGAAUGGUCCGGCUGCUCCACGUGCGUGCAGGCUUUUGCUGCAGUGUUAUCCGGGCUCAUAAGAAGGCCAUCGCCACCCUCUGCUUCAGCCCCACCCAUGAGACUCACCUCUUCACUGCCUCCUACGACAAACGGAUCAUCCUCUGGGACAUUGGGGUACCCAACCAGGAAUAUAAGUUCCAGGCGAGCCAGCUCCUCAUGCUCAACUGCACUUCUGUGCCCUUGCGCCUCUGCCCUGUCCCCUCCUGCCCGGAUGACUUCCUGCUGGCUGGCUGUGAGGGAGGCUGCUGCUGCUGGAAUGUGCGGCUAGACCAGCCCCAGAAACAGAGGGCAUGCGAGGUGGACUUCGUCUUCUCUGAGGAUUCCAAGGUGUCGGGACAGAGAGUGGAUGGGCUGGCAUUUGUGAAUGAAGAUGUGGUGGCUUCCAAAGGGAGUGGACAGGGCAUCAUCUAUCUGUGGAGCUGGAGCCAGACAUGGGCAGGGCGGGGCAGCCAGUCUGUGCUGCCUGUGGUCAUCCUGGCCCGGCUGCAGUGGUCAACUACCAAUUUGGCAUACUUCUCACUCAGCACCUGUCCCGACAAAAACCUGGUGAUGUGUGGGGAUGAGGAAGGCAGUGUGUGGAUCUAUGACGUUGAACACCUACUGAAGCAGCCAUCUCCACUGGCAACAACUCUGCAGGCCCCAACACAGAUCCUGAAGUGGCCUCAGCCAAUAGCAUUGGGCCAACCAGUGACCAAGACCAUGGUAAACACAGUAGUGGCCAAUUCAGCCUUUACCUACCUCACUGCUCUGACGGAUUCCAACAUCGUGUCCAUCUGGAAGUGCUGCUAGUUUGCACAGGGCAGCGUACCAGGACAUGGCUUAUUGGGGCUAGUGGUAGAGGUAUUUGUACCAAUGAGUAUUUUUAUUAAAUUCCAUUGUGGACUAGA